Messenger RNA from Staurois parvus, 429 nucleotides. The record is from the annotation of a GenBank genome assembly. Lineage: Eukaryota; Metazoa; Chordata; Amphibia; Anura; Ranidae.
CUGUGUCCCUCAGACACCGUGGAUCACUGAUCCACGGAAAGAGCUGAAGAUGUAGGCUCGGUCAUGUGAUCAGCUGUGUCCAAUCACAGCUGAUCACAUCAGCGCCACCUGUUAGUGUCCAUCAGUGCCAGCUCUCAGUGCUCAUCCAUGCCACCUGCCAGUGCCACAUUUCAGUGUCCAUCAGUGCCACAUCAAUGCCACAUAUCAGUGCCCAUCUGAGCUGCCUUUCAGUGUCACCCAUCAGUGCCAGUCAGUGCCACCUAUCAAUGCCAGUCAGUGCCACCUAUCAGUGUUGCCAAUCAGUGUCAGUCAGUGUUGCCUAUCAGUGCCAGUCAGUGCCGCCUAUCAGUACCAGUCAGUGCCGCCUAUCAGUGCCCGUCAGUACUAUCAGUGCCACCUAACAGUGCCAGUCAGUGCCGCCUAUCAGUG